GAACCAGAAUUCAAGCUCACAAAGUUAUAAUGGUAAUUGUUCGCCAAAUGUGACCAAGAAUGAGACAGUACACCAAGAAAAGAUACAAUAUAUUUGCGAAAGCAUUGGGAAAAUCGUAAAUUUAAUAACUUUAUGUCUAUGUAAACCGACGUCACAUUGCAUAUGUAAAAAAAGAAUCCAUCACAUACUUACAAACUUGGCCUAUGGAAUUUACUCGCCUAAAGAUAAUAUCAACUUUACAGUAGAAAAUAAAUUUGAACAACGGAAAAAACCUUACUAUGGAAAAACUUUUCGAGAUGUACAAGUGUUAGCCUGUCCUGAGCAUGUACAUGUAUAUUGCGAGAAUCCAAGUGUCCUUAAUGAGAACGUGCCAUAUAGAUCUGUGGGAAUUUCUUUUAAUAAAGACCGUAAUACGCAUGAAAAAAUAUGUUCAUGUGGAGGAAAGUUUAAUCGUAAAACAAGGAAUGUAGGUAUUUGGCAUUCAGGGAAAAGGUACAUGUGUUCCAAAGGUCUUGAUGUUAACAUCACAAGGUCUACCAGAACAAUGGCAACGAUGUUUAAGACAGGCUUUCAACGUGUAUACCCAGCUCACAUCACUACACCCAAGAGUGGAAACAGUCACUACUACAGUAUGGAUAGUUCCAUCUCUUAUGCCGCAUCUAUACUUACAUCAAGUCAAAGAGAACGUAGAAAUAACUCCACAAUUUAUAGAGUUGACACAGUUGGUUACGGAAACAAAUUGGACAAGAAGAAGCGACGUUUCAGAAUCAUCGCUGUUACCAAAACGAAUACAGGAACAUACACUGAUAAUACGACAAAUUUAGUUAAUAAUAGUACAAUGACAUCGAACAUGUUCAACCCUGUUUUAGAUAGGCGGGAUAAGUCUAUAUCUCUAGUGAAAGACAGAGCUUUGAUGGUGAAAUUAAGAUUGAAAAGGAAAGAGACAAAAUCACAAAGCGUGUCUACGGAUGGCAGAGUGGUUACUUUCCGAAGUAGUACAGAAAUUAUUCCAAACGUACCAGAUAAAACAAGAUUAUCUCCAUCGAGAUAUCUUUUGGAGUCACAGAAGUAUUACAACGAACUAUUUUACGGAGGCGCUACCGCUGGUAUGCGCUAUGUGCCACAUUACAAUAUAGAUAUGGACAACAACGAGGAAUUCCAAGAGCUUGAUGGAAAGCCAUCAAUGGAAUUCAUUACAUUCGAGCAAAAAGCGCGUAAAAGGAGUCGUAAAUACCGUUACAUUCUGGCCCGGAAUAAUAUAAGUAAAAUGGUUAAACCCGUAUGGGAGUAUACCCCUGCAACCGGGGACUAUCAUUUGCUAAUACGAAGCAGGCCCCCGAAGAAGAGAUCAACGACGGUGAGCCCAUCUCAGAGAAAAACAAGAAACUAUUGGACAACAAAUACAACAGUGUAUUUGGCAAAGAAAUUGGUUGAAAAUAGGACAAAGCGCAAGAACUUAUAUGACGAUAGUAGAUUUAGUUCCACAUCUCUAUAGAAGCGACGAGUAUGUAAAUGUAAAAAGUCGAAUACAAAAUGACUGUUUUAUUCAUCACGCAUAAUAUGUAAAAUUGUUUGUGAUUGCCUAGUUAAUUACCAAAAAGAGUCCUCAAAAGAAACAACCGACAUACGACAAACUUGUAUUAAAGAACUAUUACAAAAAACGAUUUAAUAUACAUCAUGCAUAUUAUAUAUGAAAUUGUAGUGAACAAAACGCUUAACUCUUGCGCGAAAUAUUUCGAGUAUUGGAGUAAACAGUGUGUUAUGCGGUCCGAUACCAAUUAUUUUUGAGAUUUUUAAAUAUUUUGCAUUUUUAUUUAAAUAAAAAGUG
Hyposmocoma kahamanoa is the source of this 1828-nucleotide messenger RNA. RefSeq lists its product as uncharacterized. The coding region runs from base 497 to 1495 and encodes 332 amino acids. Lineage: Eukaryota; Metazoa; Arthropoda; Insecta; Lepidoptera; Cosmopterigidae. The transcript has 15 exons. The record is from RefSeq and is a predicted model, not a curated record.